Messenger RNA from Strongylocentrotus purpuratus (purple sea urchin), 3659 nucleotides. RefSeq names its product cholesterol 24-hydroxylase. Gene Ontology annotation, molecular function: iron ion binding; cholesterol 24-hydroxylase activity; heme binding. Bases 341 to 1930 code for a protein of 529 amino acids. The transcript is spliced from 13 exons. Gene Ontology annotation, biological process: cholesterol catabolic process. NCBI's taxonomy places the organism in Eukaryota, Metazoa, Echinodermata, Echinoidea, Camarodonta, Strongylocentrotidae. The record is from RefSeq and is a predicted model, not a curated record.
GAGACUAUACCAUGAACUUGGUAGAUAUAGGUCUGCUAGCAGCUCGACAUAACUGUACAGAUCACACAGCUGCAUGCUUGCAACACGUCCAAAGUGUACCCUGCCCCCAUACGGUCAACAAUCCUUUUAAUAUUUCUAGCUCGGAAUAUUAUUGUUCUCUAGUCAUUGGAAUGUUCAGUUUGAAUGGACAAUUGUACGUGGACAUUUUGUUUGUCUGCGCAGGCUUCAUCCGACUAGAUCGAAAUUCAUGCAUGUAAAGCUUUUAUAUUACAACUGUAGGUACUAUUCCUUCUCUCUCUCUCUCGAGUUUUAUUAGACUGCUCGUCUCAGUAUCUCACGCAUGUGUAUGAUUUUGGGGGAGUAUAUAAUACAGUAUCAUCAUUCGAUUCAUAUUGAAGCCAUGGGCCUGUUUGUUGUGAUUGUGGUAUAUGUGUUGGGGUUGUUUGCCUGCCUGCUUGGAAUCGGACUGCUUGUCUUUGUGGCUGCUAUUCUUCGUACAGAGCAGAAGUUCAGUGACCUCCCAGGACCAAAGAGAGAUAGUUUCUUAUUCGGAAAUAUAUUUAGCAUCUUUGAAGCUAAGAAGAAGCUGGGUCAACCCAUCGGCCUUAUUAUCUACACACUUUCUCAGGACCAUGGGCCGGUAUUCUGGAUUCGAGUGUUUGCCAGAGGUCACGUUUUUGCAUCUGCUCCUGAAAUCGUAAAGGAAUUGCUUCUGAAUAGCCGUCACAUAAAGCCCCAGAGUUUCUACAAAAAUUUCCAGUACGUGUUUGGAGCUCGUUUCAUGGGCAAUGGUCUGGUGUCGGAAAUAAACCAUGAAAAAUGGUUCCAUAGGCGUGCCAUCAUGAAUCCUGCCUUCAGACGUAAAUACUUGAUGGGUAUGAUGGAGAAAUUCAACGCGGAAUCAGAAAAACUUUGUGAGCAUCUCCGGGAUAAAGCUGACGGAAGGAAUGAGGUCGAAAUGCUCAACGAACUCAACAACGUUACACUUGACGUCAUCGCAAAUGUAUCAUUUAGUAUGACAACGGGAGCCGUGGGAGAUCCUAGCUGCCCCUUUCCUGCAGCCGUAACGUUGGGCUUGAGAGGCAUGCAAACUAUAAUAGAUAAACCAUGGUAUUCUUUUGACCCACGAAGCGAGAGUCGGAAAACACGACAGGAAACGCGAGAGGCGGUGAAUCUCAUUCGGGAGACCGGUCGACAACAGAUCGAAGAACGUAUCGCCGCCCGUCAACGGGGUGAUCAUGUACCCAACGACAUCCUCACUGUGAUCCUCGAUUGCGCCAACGAUCUGGUGGGUGAUAAGGACUUCCAAAUGGAGAACAUGAUCGAUGAAUUUGUUACAAUCUUCUUUGCAGGCCAAGAGACAACGAGCAACUUACUGGCGUUUACAAUACAACAACUUGGUAGAAAUCCUGAUGUGGCAAAGAAAGUUCAAGCAGAGGUGGACGAGGUGUUAGGUCAGAAACCAUAUGUCGAGUAUGAUGAUCUGGCCAAACUCGAGUAUAUGAUGAGGGUUUUCAAAGAGACUCUGAGACUGUACCCUCCUGUCAUAGGCACUACUCGUGUCACUGCACAUCCGGUCAUUUAUAAAGACAUGACGAUUCCAGCAGGUGUUAGUGUGUCCGUUCUAUCUGUAGUGAUGUCGAGGAUGGAAGAAUAUUUCGAUGACCCUCUCCUUUUUAACCCUGAUCGCUUUAAGCCACAAGAGGACGAAAAUCUACCAAGACACUUUUACGCAUAUAUCCCGUUCUCUGUUGGACAACGUUCUUGCAUCGGUCAGCAGUUUGCCAUGAUCGAAGCACGGGUGAUCCUUGGAAAACUCCUGCAACGGUUUGAGUUUCAUUUGAACCAGUCUCAGCGCCUUGAUAUGCUUGAUGAACUUACUUUAAAACCACUGGACAAAUGCAAGAAUUACUUGACACUCAGGGCUUGACUGAUACUCCCCACCAACUGAAGCCCUAACACAACUUGACUAAUACCCCCACACUAAGCUUUAAACACUUUGGACAAACUGUUAUAAUUACCUGACACUCAAGGUUUGACUGAUACUCUACAACAAUCUUUAAUACCUCUGUACAACUACAAGAAUUACCUGACACUCAAGGUUUGACUGAUACUCUACACCAAGCUCUAAUACCUCUGUACAAAACAAGAAUUACCUGACACUCAAGGCUUGACUAAUACUAAACACCAAUCUUUAAUACCUCUGUACAAAACAAGAAUUACCUGACACUCAAGGCUUGACUGAUACUCUACAUCAAACUUUAAUACCUCUGUACAAAUACAAGAAUUACCUGACACUCAAGGCUCGACUUAUACUAAACACCAAGCUUUAAUACCUCUGUACAAAUACAAGAAUUACCUGACACUCAAGGCUUGACUUAUACUAAACACCAAGCUUCUAUACCUCUGUACAAAUACAAGAAUUACCUGACACUCAAGGCUUGACUGAUACUCUACACCAAGCUUUAAUACCUCUGUACAAAUACAAGAAUUACCUGACACUCAAGGCUUGACUGAUACUAAACACCAAGCUUCUAUACCUCUGUAAAAAUACAAGAAUUACCUGACACUCAAGGCUUGACUGAUACUCUACACCAAGCUUAAUUACCUCUGUACAAAUACAAGAAUUACCUGACACUCAAGGCUUGACUGAUACUCUACACCAAGCUUUAAUACCUCUGUACAAAUACAAGAAUUACCUGACACUCAAGGCUUGACUAGUAAUCUAUACCAAGCUUUAAUACCUCUGUACAAAUACAAGCAUUACCUGACACGUAAGGCUCCGCUGAUACUAAACACCAAACUUUAAAUUCCCAGUAGAAACACAAGCAUUACCUGACACUCAGGGCUUGACUCAUACUCUAUUAUCAGGCCUUGAAAUUACUGGACAAAUACAAAAACGUUGAUAAUUAAGACUAAAGUACACACUCUCCAAAAACCGUUUUCUGUAUUUAUUAUUAUCCAUACCUCUCUACAGACUCUUAAAUUGUUUAUGCUUUAAGCAAAUCAAUAUAGUUUUAAUGGUUAAGGAAAUAAGUGUUUAAUUGAGUUUGCUAUACCAUAUUGUAUCGAAUCAAUUUUAGCAGGCAAUUUUUUUCUUAUAGUAGCUAUGAGGACAAGCAUAUUUAUGAUAUGUCUUUUGAAAAUGAGUGAUAACGACUGACAUUUCAAGAUUAGAAUAUCUACUUAGUGAUCUUCCUAAAUAAAAGCAAAUGAUUUAGUGUGAAGGCAAAAAUAUUACGUUGAAAACGAUAUCAGAUAUAUUUUACACUUAUUAAUAUUUCAUAUAGACGUGUUUUUUCUAAUUAAUAUGGUAAACAGUUUUGAUAGAAGUGUUAUGUGAGAAAAUGCUGUUUCAACUUUAAUAAGUUCAUUUUCGAAUUUGUACGCAUGUGGUUUAAUACAUUUAUAUUUCUUCUUUAAUAUAAUAUGUAAGCUCUACCGGUUUAAAAUUGUACAUUUACACAAUAGACCAGGUAGUUUGAUAGCACAUGUACGUCAGGUCGCUGAUUUAAAAGAAAAUCGAUUUGAAUUUUACAAGUAAGUGAGGUUGGUGAAAAACGGACUGAUCAAGAUAGAUUCAGAGCCAAGAAUCAUAGAUAUUUUAUUUCGUAAAACAUCUGUUCUAUUGAAAUAAAACAAUAACAUUAGCACAGUAA